Daphnia pulicaria is the source of this 1433-nucleotide messenger RNA. RefSeq names its product U5 small nuclear ribonucleoprotein 40 kDa protein-like. The transcript has 7 exons. The coding region runs from base 341 to 1354 and encodes 337 amino acids. The record is from RefSeq and is a predicted model, not a curated record. Lineage: Eukaryota; Metazoa; Arthropoda; Branchiopoda; Diplostraca; Daphniidae. Gene Ontology annotation, cellular component: catalytic step 2 spliceosome. Gene Ontology annotation, molecular function: protein binding; RNA binding.
CUGUUUUCCGGCCCCAAUAAUACCAUUGUUUUCCAAGACUGCGCGGGUGUUCAUGAAAUUCCUCGAGUUACAACUUCUUUUUCCCAAAAAAGAAAGAGAAAAAGGGUUCGGAAAUUCUUGAGCGAUAUACCACUGUGACAGCUUUUCCCCAUCUCAAUUUUUAUUCUUUUAUUAUACCAAAGUCUUUCCAAGUUUCCAACAAGAUUUGGAAAAGGCGACCACUAUAAAAUAUAGAUCUAGCAAGAAAAGGCUUCUGCUGCGUCAGUAGUAGUUGUCAAAACUUUUUCACUUUUUUUUUCUACAACUUGAAAAUUUUCUUAAAAGUCUAGAAGCCGGAGCAAUGGCGCUUGUGUCAGUAAACAAUCCCAGCAAUAAUGAAUUGGUGUCGGCCACCUCGGGUCAAGUGGCCCUGCAACAGGGGCCAGCACGAACGUCUAGCCUCAUGGCUCCUAUAAUGCUCCUGGCAGGACAUCCUGGAGAUAUCUUUAGCCUGAAGUUCCAUCCUGACGGCCAGUUUUUGGUUUCCACCGGCUUUGACAGACAAAUAUUUUUGUGGAAUGUGUAUGGAGAGUGUGAAAACUUUGCUGUGUUGUCUGGUCACACUGGAGCAGUAAUGGAUCUUCAGCUGUCUACCGAUGGUGAUACCAUUUACACUGCUAGUACAGACAAAACCAUUUGUUUGUGGGACACCAGAACAGGAGCUAAAAUCAAGAAACUGAAAGGCCACUCCUCCUUUGUCAAUGCUAUUCAUCCUGCACGAAGAGGACCUCCUCUUCUCUGCAGCGCCUCAGAUGACUGCAACAUCAAAGUCUGGGAUCCAAGAAAAAGAACCGAGACAGUAUCAUUAGAUAAUUCUUACCAAGCGACUUCCGUCACCUUCAACGAUACCGCCGAACAAGUCAUUUCCGCAGGCAUCGACAACGAUGUUAAGGUCUGGGACUUGAGGAAAAAUGCUCUCCUCUACUCCUUGAAGGGCCAUUCCGACACUGUCACAGGCUUGACUCUCAGUCCUGAUGGAUCUUACGUGUUGUCAAACUCGAUGGACAACUCUUUACGUGUCUGGGAUGUACGACCUUUCGCUCCACAAGAACGUUGUAUCAAAAUGAUGGUUGGCCAUGCUCACAACUUUGAAAAGAAUUUACUUCGCUGCUCAUGGUCACCUGACGGAACCAAAGUUUCAGCGGGAUCUGCCGACCGAUUCGUUUACAUUUGGGACACUACAUCUCGUCGCAUCAUUUACAAAUUACCUGGUCACAACGGAAGUGUUAAUGACGUUGUAUUUCAUCCUAAGGAACCUAUUGUUGCAUCCGGUGCCAGUGACAAGCUGAUUUACCUAGGCGAAAUUGACGCUUAAUUAGGAAAGGUUAUAAUUUUUUCAGUUGAAACGAUGGCAAGGAUCGAGGACGAAUAAACAAAUAAUUCUUUUACGCAUA